GUAAACAUACAAAAUAAUAUACUUGUUUAUCCACACAAGGCUCAACAAAUUCAAACAUAGCUGAAUGUGUGGAAGGUAAAAUAGGACUAAUGUCGUGUGAGUCUUCUGGACAGUCAGGUACAAGCUCUAAUAAUACACCAUGCAGUGUACCUGGUGAUUUUGCAACUGACCUACUUUCAAGGCAACAAGAUUGUAUCAAUCUUCCAUGUGACGUCAUUGAAUCCAACCAAUUAUAUUUACCAGGUACAGCUUCAUUGAAGAUGGAUUAUGGAUGUUAUAUGCAAAGUGUUUUUUAUCUUGCCGGAAAUCCCAGUGCACAAAAUGCUCAGACAAAUAAUCUGCCAUCUAUACCAUCAAGUGAAUGUUCUUUUCACAGCGACCCAGUAAACUCGAAUCCAGUAUACACAAAUUCAAUAUUUACCGAAUUUCCUACUCCUUCAACAUGUCAAUGGAAUGAUAUUGCAAGAACUUUCAGAUUAUUUGGAUUUACUGAAUCAGUCCCACCCGAAGAUAUAAUGGAGCCAACUCUUACACCUGAAACGCAUUUCUGUGCUGAAGAUGAUGCUGAAUGUUUAGAGAGAUCUAUUGGUAUGUUUGUAUACUAUGAAAGAAUCAUUGCAAUAAUGGGUGGUCGAUCUGUUGAUCAACGUGUAGCGAUUGUACAAAAGUAUCAAUCAAUGUACAAAGAAGAUUUAUCUGCAAGAUUUUCAUUUGAAUCAAAAGGAUGUUUAAUUGAUUGUUUAGUCAAGUUGUGUUAUACACCAGAAGAAUUCGAUGCAAUCGAAAUUCGUAGAGCAAUGAGAGGUGUCGAUACUGAUGAGGAUACAAUCAUUGAAAUUCUUUGUUCGAGAACAAAUGAACACAUCAGAAGAAUUAAACAGGUAUAUCCAAAAUUAUUCUAUGGACGUGAUUUACAAAACGAUGCCAACAAUGACACUGUGCAUCCUUUUAAACGCAUAUGUAUAGCUUUACUGAAAGCGGAUAGAGAUGAAUUUCCAUUUGUAAAUGGAAAUGUUGUACGAAGCGAUGCGGAAGAAUUAUUUACAGUGGUGAAUCAACAUGGUGGAAUGGAUGAAUCAAAAUUAAUUCCCAUCUUGACUAGACGAUCGUAUGUUCAUUUACGAGCUGUAUUCAAUGAAUAUUCAACACUUGGUGAAUGUAAUAUGGAAGAGGAUUUAAAAUCGAACAUGCAUGAACCUACACUGAGUUGUUUACUUUCCAUAGUUUGUUGUAUACAAAACAGACCGAAAUAUUUUGCAACGAAAUUAUGGAACAUAAUGAAAUCUACUGGAAUAAAUGAUAAUACAGUGAUGAUGCGUAUUAUUAUUUCUCGUUGUGAAAUUGAUAUGAAACAAAUUCUCAAUGAAUUUGACAGCUUAAAUGGAAAAUCACUAAAGGAAUGUUUAGAACUUCAAUGUAAACAACUGGAAGAUGAAGAUGAAAUAAGGAUAUCGAAGAGUAAUAAUCCGUGCGAUGCUCGAUUUUACUGUGAUAAAACGCCAAUUCAAUAUCGUCGUCUGUUACUGAGGCUUAUCGGAGCAUAAUCUUUGCUUUAACUGCAUUAUCAGUUAUUUACGUAGAUUGAAUAAAGUCGACAAAAGUAACAAUAAAUGACUUAAUUCGUCAGAACUUAUGAUUAAGUGUUAUUGAAAGUGUAUUCAAUGACUGUAAUUAUUUUGAUUAAAUUAAAAUAUUCUGUUGCUUGAAUAUAAAUUGUAUUGUAAGAAGAAAAUAUUGUUCAU
Molecule: messenger RNA, 1742 nt
Organism: Schistosoma turkestanicum
Lineage: Eukaryota; Metazoa; Platyhelminthes; Trematoda; Strigeidida; Schistosomatidae
Source: the annotation of a GenBank genome assembly